AUGUCGAGCUCGGCAGCAGUGCAUAGCUCUGUGGCUCUAACACUUAUCCCUCUUGUCAUCGUAGCUUGUGCGAUCAGCUAUCUCGUGGGGGCAUACCGCAGCUACCAACGGCUUAGUCAUUUCAAAGGUCCUCCUCUGGCUGCGUUCACCAGCUUGUGGCUUGCUUCACAGGCCAUCAAUGCGCGGAUGCCAACUGCUCAGAAGGAGGCACUUAGAAAAUAUGGGUCACCAGCGCGAAUCGGACCCAGCUUGCUGGUCACGGAUGAUCCUGAGCUUUUACGGCACAUGAGCGCUCCUAGGUCCAAAUGGACGCGGAGUUCGUGGUACGACGGCAUGAAGCUAGAUCCCAGAGUGAACAACAUCUUCUCCGAGCGCGACGAGCGACGCCAUGCGGAGAUGAGAUCAAAAAUGAUAGGGGCAUAUUCUGGGAAAGAAGUCGACACUCUGGAGUCCGACAUCGACGAGAAUCUGCAGAGAUUGUUGGCUCUGAUCAAGCGAGAGUACAACGGCAAACCUCUCGACAUGUCACUGUUGGCAUCCUUUUUCACUCUAGACGUGCUCUCCCAAAUCGCUUUUGGGGAUGCCUUUGGCUUCAUCACCGCUAACGAAGACCUUUACAACUUCAAUAAGAUUGCAAAUCAGUUCUUCAAAGUCAUCGAACUCAUUGUCAAUCAUGACACUCUGCGCAAAUUCAUCCAAAGCAGGCCCAUGCAGAAACUCUUGGCCCCAAAAGGCACAGACGAAUUUGGUCAGGGCCGCAUUAUCGGCAUUGCUCAAAAGGCAGUCGCUGAACGCUAUCGGCCAGAUGCAAAGGUCAAAAGGGAUAUGCUUGGACACUUUAUUGCAAAGGGUCUCAGCCAGACACAAGCUGAGGCCGAGUCUCAUCUGCAGAUCAUUGCAGGCUCUGACUCGACAUCAUCGGCCCUGCGGAUCACGAUGAUGAUGUUGGUCGGCAAUCCUGUGGCGUAUCGAAAGCUCGUCGCUGAAAUUGACAAAGCCGUUGCCGACGGCAAGAUCUCCUAUCCCAUCGUCAAAUACAGUGAGGCGGCUGAGCUCGAGUAUCUGUCGGCGUGCAUCUGGGAGGGCAUCAGACUCUUUCCACCGCUGUUUGGCCUCCAGACCAAGCUCGCUCCGCCCGAGGGAGAGACAAUCAACGGAGUCUUCUAUCCUCCGGGAACUCAAGUGGCAUUCUGCUGCGAAGGCGUUGGACGGAGAACGGACAUCUUCGGAGCAGACGCAGAUUUGUAUCGGCCUGAUAGAUGGCUACAUCCCGAUCCCGAAGUGAGGGCAAAAUACUUGAGGACGGCCGAGUUGAUGUUUGGGAGUGGAAGGUUCGCGUGCCUGGGCAAGAAUAUUGCCAUGAUGGAAUUGCACAAAGCAUUUGUCGAGCUGCUGAGAAACUUCGACUGGGCGCUCCUGGAUCCCAUCAAGGGCGCCACAUCGAUUGCCCAUGGUAUCUGGGUGCAGGAGGGCAUGAUGAUGAUUGCCUGGCCCCGACAGGUCUAG
Messenger RNA from Cladophialophora psammophila CBS 110553, 1506 nucleotides. RefSeq lists its product as uncharacterized. The record is from RefSeq and is a predicted model, not a curated record. Lineage: Eukaryota; Fungi; Ascomycota; Eurotiomycetes; Chaetothyriales; Herpotrichiellaceae. The transcript is spliced from 4 exons. The coding region runs from base 1 to 1506 and encodes 501 amino acids. Gene Ontology annotation, molecular function: iron ion binding; oxidoreductase activity, acting on paired donors, with incorporation or reduction of molecular oxygen; monooxygenase activity.